AUGGUUAAGACAGUUGAGUUGUAUGGAUUUUGCUGUGUUCAGUCCCCAGAAGCAGUGACAGAGUUUGUGGAGAAACAUACUGGAAAAGGCACUGUUUAUGCUGUGAAGGUCUUCCACAAAGAUGGAAAAACAAGAGCAUCUGCCAUGGUUCAAUUCACACAUGCAGAGUUUGCUGAAAUGAUACUGAAAUUAGCCGGAGAUCAUCUUCGACAAAAUGUGCCGUAUGGGAAAUCAAAUGUGAAAGCUACAGAAAUGAAGUUUGACAUGGUACCUGACUCACAAACCUUGCAACCUAGCAUGGAACUUGUAAAGCUACACUUUGGAUGCCAGAUUUCUAAGGAACGGUUUUCUGUGCUUUGGACACUAUCCGAUGUUUCAGUGAAAUUUGGGAUGAUACUUAAACAUUUCUACUUCUUUUUCUCUUAUGAUUCUGUUGAAUAUAAGCUAGAAAUAUCCUAUGACAAUGUUAACCAGAUUGAGCUACAUAGUCCAUGUGAUCAACUUGCAAAGUUUCUUCUCAUCAAGUUACGUGGUGCGCCUCGGAUUUAUAAGAAAGGUGUCCCUGUUAAGAACAAGAAAAAGGAAGCUUCUGAUAAUUACUGGGUUCGAGAAGUUGAUUUCACUCCAGCUUGCUGCAUUGGGCAAUCUUCUGCUGUAUGUUUGGAGCUUCCACUUAGGUGGAUGCUUCCAAAUCUAGGCAGCACUUUUGUUCAUUAUAAAGAAUAUGAAGGACGGUUCGUUCUGGAGAGAGGCAACGGUUUCUCCAGUAGCUCAGAUCUUGUUCCUAUGGUGAGUCCACCCCUAAGCAUUAAGUUGCCAUAUAAAGUCCUGUUCAAGAUAAAUUCCUUGGUGCAGUAUGGAUGUGUUCCUGGGCAAGCACUUGAUGUCAAAUUUUAUAAGCUAGUUGAUCCUAGUAGAAUAACAAUUGAAUAUAUAGAGUGUGCCCUGGAGAUACUAUUUCACUUAAAAGUGUGCUGCUAUGAACCCGUGAGUUGGCUUAGAAACCAGUACAAAAAGCACCAGGCAAGCAAGCGAAUUGCCAAAACACCUGCUAUUUCUUUGGAUGAUGGGCUGGUGUAUGUACACAGGGUUCAAAUAACACCAUCUAAAGUAUAUUUCUGUGGUCCAGAGAUAAAUCAUUCGAAUCGCCUUUUCCGAAAGUAUCCUGAAGAUGUUGAUAACUUUCUUCGUGUAUCUUUCGUUGAUGAGGACUUGAGCAAGAUGCAUUCAGAAGAUUUAUGUAUGCGUUCAACAAUUCAAGAAAGGCCAACUAGAGUCCAUGAAAGGAUACUUUCUAUCCUAAAAAAUGGCAUAGUUAUUGGUGAGAAGAAGUUUGAGUUUCUUGCCUUUUCAUCAAGUCAAUUACGAGGUCAUUCUGUGUGGAUGUUUGCUUCAAGAAGUGAGCUCACAGCACAAGACAUCAGAAACUGGAUGGGUGAUUUUAAGGAGAUUAGAAAUGUGGCAAAACAUGCUGCCAGGCUUGGUCAGUCUUUCAGCUCUUCCAAGGAGGCUUUUAGUGUUGGUGAGGAUGAAGUUGAACUCAUUCCCGAUGUAGAAAUUGAAAGGGAUGGAGUUAAGUAUUGCUUUUCUGAUGGAAUUGGGAAAAUAUCUGCUGACUGUGCUGCAAGGGUGGCAAGAAAGUUCGAGUUAAGUCGUACUCCAUCUGUCUUCCAAAUUCGAUAUGGUGGCUAUAAAGGUGUUCUGGCAGUUGAUCCAACAUUGUCAAAGAACUUGUCAUUGAGAAAGAGCAUGUGCAAGUACCAAUCCAACAACACAACACUAGAUGUUCUGAAAUGGAGCAAGUACCAGCCUUACUUCCUUAAUCGAGAAGUGAUUACCCUUCUGUCCACCCUCGGAGUUCCAGAUGACGUUUUUAUGGAAAAGCAAAAACAGGUUUUGAAUCAAUUGGAUGGCGUUUUAGCUGAUCCAUUGAGAGAACAGAAAACGAUGGAAUUAUUGUUUCAGGGAGAGGUCAUCAACAUUUUAAAGGAAAUGGUUUUGUGUGGUUACACACCAGAUGCAGAACCAUUUCUGGCCAUGAUGCUACAUGCAUACUCCGCAGAAAAGCUCCAGAAACUGCGAAGCAAAACAAGGAUAUUUGUCCCAAACGGAAGAUCUAUGAUGGGAUGUCUUGAUGAAACCGGCACAUUGGAAUACGGUCAGGUAUUUGUGCAAUGCUCUCACCGUGGCAGCCGACAAUUCUAUGAUGCUUCCUCCCAUAUCAUCAGUGGCAGCAGUUCAAGCGAAGACAGUUUUAUUGUCAAGGGAAAAGUAGUAGUGGCUAAAAACCCGUGUUUACACCCGGGGGACAUGCGUGUUCUUAUGGCUGUCAAUGUGCCUGCAUUGCACCACCUGGUGGAUUGUGUUGUUUUCCCGCAGAAAGGAAAGAGACCACAUCCUAAUGAAUGCUCAGGAGGUGAUUUGGAUGGAGAUUUGUACUUAGUGAGUUGGGACCCUGAUCUAAUUCCUCCUCGCCAAAUUGAACCCAUGAAUUAUUCCCCGGCACGAACUGUGCAAUUGGAUCAUGAUGUUACACUGGAGGAAGUUGAGGAGUCUUUUACAAACUACAUAGUCAACGACAACUUGGGGAUCAUUUCAACUGCUCAUACUGUCUUUGCAGACACAGAGCCAGACAAGGCUAUGAGUGCUCCGUGUAAAGAUCUCGCCAAGCUCAACUCCAUCGCUGUUGACUCUCCGAAAACUGGUCAGCUAGUCAAAAUGCCGGGUCGUCUGCGUGCCAAGGAAUACCCAGAUUUCAUGGAAAAGCUUGACAAACCCACCUACGAGUCCAAAGGAGUGAUCGGGAAGCUAUUCCGACAGGUGAAGGAGCAUGUUGAGCUUGUAUCUCAUUCAUGUUCAAGCUCUAAUAUUAAGUCCUUCACUGCGGAAGUGGCUAAGAAAUGUUAUGACCCUGACAUGGAGGUAGAUGGAUUUAAGCUCUACAUCAAUGAGGCCAUCCGUUACAGACGUGAGUAUGACUGCAAGCUGCAAAACCUGAUGGAAUAUUACGGCAUCAAAAGUGAAGCCGAAAUACUAAGUGGGACUUUCGCUCAAACAUCCAAAUGUUUCGAUACAAGAAAGGACUUGAAAGCAAAUAUUGGUCUCGCGGUAAGGUCAUUGAAGAAGGAAGCUAGGGGAUGGUUUUAUGAGAAGCAGGGAAGCGAAUUUCAGUUGAAUGUCAGCACCGAUGGCGAUGAUGCAUGUGCAGCAAAAGCAUCAGCGUGGUACUACGUUACUUAUCAUCCUCGUUACUUCGUUCGUUGCUACAAGGAGGGAACGGGAAGAGAGCGUUUCGUAAGCUUUCCAUGGUGUGUCUUUGACAAGCUCCUCCAGAUCAAGAGGGAUAAAAGAAGCAUCAGAAAUUCUAUACAUAUCGACUUGACAGAGUUGGCAUGA
Prunus armeniaca (apricot) is the source of this 3396-nucleotide messenger RNA. NCBI's taxonomy places the organism in Eukaryota, Viridiplantae, Streptophyta, Magnoliopsida, Rosales, Rosaceae. The record is from the annotation of a GenBank genome assembly.